Molecule: messenger RNA, 1490 nt
Organism: Botrytis cinerea B05.10
Lineage: Eukaryota; Fungi; Ascomycota; Leotiomycetes; Helotiales; Sclerotiniaceae
Exons: 2
Coding region: 148-1380 (410 amino acids)
Cellular component (GO): endomembrane system
Molecular function (GO): ubiquitin protein ligase activity
Source: RefSeq, a predicted model, not a curated record
GACUCACUUUUCACAAUAUUUUUGGUCAUACUCUUAUUCAAAAAUAUGUUACAUUCUUUAAACUAGCUUGAGAGAGUCAGAAACAGCAUUCUUACCUUCAUAACAUCUGGGAACAUCUUACUCUGAAAGACCUUUCCAAAUAUCGAUAUGGCUAGCAACAUUCAAUCUUCCGUACAAGAAACACUGCCUCUCGCUCCAAUUCUUAUGUCUCAAACGCGUCGUCAAACGGUGCCAGAUACAGCGACUCGCAUUCCCAUGGUUGUAGAACAGUUGAUACAAUGGAAAACAGAUUAUGCAGACGAAGGAGAGAUUUGUCCCAUUUGUUUCGAGAGCCUCCAAGAAGUCAAAGAAGUUAGUGCUGAUGCAGAUGGAGAUGGCACUUGUUCUGAUCCCUUGGAAUUCAGUGGCGGACAUGGCAUAGUCGUCACGCCUUGCAAUCAUAAAUUUGGGGGUUUGUGUUUGGGAAGUUGGCUUCUUCAGCAGGAUUCUUGUCCCAUGUGUCGUAAUGUUAUCCUACCCAUCGAGCCGACACAAUCGGUUCAUCGUGUUCAAGUAAGACAGCGCUCUCGCUCCAACCAGUCGCAGGGGACCACAGCAGAUACCCAGCCUAUGGCACCUUCUCACCCUCUAACUCGAUCAACAUCUCUUAACGAUUUAACAGUCACCACUCCAUUCGAACUACAGCGAUGGAACGCUAGAUUCGGUUAUUUGAGUCAUGACGUAAAUGAAGCAGGAAACCAAGGCGCUGGGGAAAUUACUCCGAGCAAUGUUCGUUUACCUCGUAGACCUGGUACUACGACACAUGGUCACCCAGAUAUACCUACGUCUACUACCGUUGAGCCGGAAUUUACACGCCGCACAUAUAAUACCAAUAUCACAACGUACGACUUGCCACAUCGACCCAGCAAUCACCGACCUCCUUACCCAACUCGACCAUCUAUUAAUUCUACUUGGCGAAACUGGGAUUACACUAGUCGUUAUAAUUCGAACGCGGACAGGAGACAGAGAAGAAUUAUUAACUCUGUAGCUACAGCGGUGGGAGUAUCCGCAGGAUUGGGAUCUGUGAUUGGAAUGCCAAGAGCAGAGAGAAUAGUGUCAACGGGUGGAGAUGAUACUAGUGCGAGUGGGAAUCGAUCGGACAAUGAUCAUUCGAUUGUUAGAGCAAUAGGUCAUGCUAUGGGCUUGGGAACGGUAAUUGGAAUGCCAAGAGCAGAGUGGAGGAGUACGACGAGACCACUUUUGGCAAGAAGCGAGUCGGAAGAUGGUAGUAGUACCGAGACUCUAACUGCUACAAGAAGCAGAGAAUCGACGAGUGUUGAGGAAGAUUUGCGAGGAUUGCCGGGGCUAGCUAGUAGCAUGUGGGCUCGUACUUGGGGUUGAGUUCGGAAUGUCUUGUGUUAUUUCAACGCAAGAAGCGGGCUUGGAACGAUUGAUGUGGAGAACACUUUGUUUGCAGCAUGUAGUAGAGGGAUCAUCGGAAUCUUUAGCGA